Molecule: messenger RNA, 16723 nt
Organism: Phasianus colchicus (ring-necked pheasant)
Lineage: Eukaryota; Metazoa; Chordata; Aves; Galliformes; Phasianidae
Source: RefSeq, a predicted model, not a curated record
GGGAGGUCCCGCUGGCGGCUCCCGGUGCUGGCCGGGGUUUGCCGUCCCGGCUUCGCGCCGUUGGGCUCCUCGGAGCUCGGGGCCAGGCCGGAGCUCGGUCUCCACGCUGAGGCUGCCGGCAGGAGGGGGGCGGUGCUGGGAGGCCGAGGCGGAAGUCUGAGUUACAAUGGUGGCGGCCCCGCCACUCGGAUGGCGUGGAAGUCGCUCGCUGCUCACCACGGCCGCGAGCGUCGCCACGAGCGCCGUGGCCAGGGAUGUGGGGAAUGGCCGUGAUUACUCUCAGAGAUAGCGAGCCCUGCGGUUCUCCUUACGGAGGGAUGGGGGGAGGAGAAGGGCUGACAAGGUCGAGCAGGGGCCGUGCAGGUGGACUGCAGGGCAGCAUCGACACGAGGUACAGCUGUCGCCUUCCUGCGUUCACCUCUCUGUUCUGUGCUUAGGUCCCCUUCACCACGCCCUGACACCUGAUGCGUCCACCGACACCAGCACGGGGUGCAUUCCGAUCAGGUUAAAGAGUAGCCCUGCUGUUCUGUAGCAUUUAUUGCUCUCUCCCCCACCCCCUCGCUGCCUCCUUCCAUCUCAGUUUUAUCUCCCUAUCGAUCUGUUUCUCUCACACUCUCUGACACGCUUGCCGCCUUUCAUUAUUAGUCCGAUAAAACAAGGCAGCCUGAGCAUCCCAGCUGCACCAGCCUCCCUCUGUUCUCCUCCUCCGCGCUGACCCCAGGUCCUGUGUGCUCUUUGCUGGGCCACCACAAUUUUUCUUCUCCUUUGUCCUGCAUGGAGCUAAAACAAGGGCAAGGAGUGAAUCAUACCCUGAGCUCUCUAAAUGAGAAGGCCAUCAUCUUCUCUGAACACACAAGCGCUCGUGUGAGCGCACGGCAUCUUACCCAUAACUUAGCAAAGUCUUUGCCUCAUCCCUAGAUCAGAAUGACAGAUGUUGAGAUUAAAUUCCAGACUUUUGGAGUCUCUAAGUCUCAAGAUUUCAUUUCAUUUUGUUACAAAUUCUUGAGUGCCUAUCUUAACGUUACAGGGAAACUGUGAAAUGAGAUCUUGGUGUAACCUGAGUCGAACAUUAAGAGUCAAAAGUAGGAGGCAAAGAGUGCAGAUGAACGCAAGCCUUUACAGCGUUUCCAAAUUUUAAGAUGUAUCUCGUAAUACUGGGAGGUUGUGGGUUAUUAUUUCUGAGCGUUGGGGACUUGUAGUUCUCUCUGCAGCUACCUCUCACAUUACCCCCCUCUUCUCAGAAUGAAGCACCAUUCUUUUCCUGCUGUAGAUCCACCUUCUUUCCCAUGCACCCACUGCCCCAGUUUAAAGCCUGCAGUCAUACUGCAUUGUUCUAGGUUGCUUCUCUCUUUACCACUGCAAAAUCAAAAUGAUUUGUCAAUAUGCUGACAAUAUUUUUUCUCUAGCCCUUCUCCAAACGUAGUCUGGGUCACAUCUUCUGAGAUGAUUUUUCACAACUCUGUGCAAGUGCCACAGACUCUUAGGCAACAAGCUUGUAAGGAUGAGGGAGAAUGGGGCAAUCUUUUUGGCAGGCAACAUGAUAGAAAGAUUUUUAACCCUGUAACUUGUACCAGGUUAACACACAGGGUGGUAAGAUCUGUGCCUAAUUACAUCUAGGGCAGCCUAACACCUAUUGCUUAUAAAGGAGUUUAAGAGGAGGGUGGCUGCACAGUAACUCUUAUUCCCAUGCACUCUCACAGCCCUUGGGAAUUUGCAGAUCAGGAACUCUUUUUUUCAGACAGCCUCCAGUCAUGAUUCUCCAGAAGAGAAAGGAACCUUCACAUCACACGGUGGCUUGUGUCUGUGAUUAGGCAUUGUCCAGUGACUGGCUCUCGUUUAUUCUCUGCCAGAAUACCUGGUAUGCUUUUCCCCAGGAAGGAAGUCAUGCUGUAGUCAGGUCAUGUCUCUUUCUGCUUUUUGAUAAGUUAAGCAGGUUGACCUCUUUAAAUUACUGAGAUCUCUAGCCAUCUUUGAUUCAAAGUUAUUUUUAAAGUGUGGACUUCAGCAUUAGGUCAGAGAGAAGCCUGAUCAUCUCCCUUCUUCUCCUCACUCUUGUCUUUGCAUACCCAGGCACUGCAGUAUUGUCCACAGAGAUUGUGUUGGUGUUGUUUUUUGUUUGUUUGUUUGUUUGUUUUCUCUCUGAUUCCUUUUAAGAUCACCUUUUUUCAGUACUGAAAGUUGAUCACUGUAGACAUGGUCUUAUCUUCUUCAUCGACAUCUUUUCCUUUUCACAGCUGUACAAUUUGCUCUCAUCUGUCUUACAAGAAGUUUUAUGAGAGUACCAAUGCAACAGGUCAUUCUGCACUGGCCCUACCCUUGUUAUUUUUAAUACUAACAAUAUUUGUGUCUUCAGCAAACUGUGUCAGAAUAAAACAUAUCUGUGCUUGGUGAGAAUUAAAUGGUGUCUUACACUGGACCUAGGACUCAUACCUAGGCAUCCACAUCAGAAACUGUCAUUCAGUGAGGGGCUUUUAGGGAUGAGCCCUUUGCAUUUGGUUCAACAUAGUGAACUGGUCCACUUAAUCUCCUGCUCUGUUAAUAUUGUGUAAUGCUGUUUUUUUCUCACCAGAUUGUUUUGGGAUAUUAAUGCUUCCAGAAGCCUAAAUAGAUCUAAGCCAUCACCUAUUCCAAAUAAACCUGAAGUCACAUCAAAGACUGACAAGAACAAAACAAGUUUAUGCAGCAAGAUCAGUCUCCUUCAAAUCAGGCUGUUUGGCAUUAGCUGGAGAAUCUCAUAUCAGCUCUUCUCUUGCUUUGCCUAGAAAUUUUCAGGUCUUCUGUUUGCUCUUUACAAAUACCAGCACAGCACUGCUCUUCUCUAGUCUUCUGGGAUAUCUCUGAGAUUCCAGAACUUAUUAACAAGUUGUUUUUUUGAGCAAUAGGACUGACGAACCUGGCUUCUCUAAGGAUUUGUUGCCUGUGUGUUUUAUACUUGCCGUGCCAUCAGCUGAGGUACCUUGAUGACACCCUUUCUGCAAUGUGCCACAGCUGUGAGUCCUUUCCCCUCGCCUGUAGCCAAUGCCUUGGGCUCGUCCUUCACCACUCUCUAGCACAUACAGCUUCUUCAGUAUUUUCUGCUUAAUUUAUUUCAGCCUCCUGGCCAGACUGCUCUGACCAGCAGGGUUUUGCCCAGCAGCAUGGCCAUGGGGUCUCCUCCAGCACAGUCACUAGCAGCAUCUCUGUCUGACUGCUGGUUUUCUCUCAUACAACUUAUUGGAGCUUAUUUACCUUUCAGACUCUGCUUCAUUUGUCAAGUCCAGCUGAAUGUGGCUCAUGGCAACUGACAGAUGAGCUGAUGGACUGAUGGGCAGCAGAGCAACCGCAGGAGCCUCACUGCCCUCAGGACACAAAGCUAAAUCAGAGCAGCAGAGGUCCACUUGGCCUCAGGACUGGUGUAAAUAACCUCUACGUGAUGACUGUGCCAGACAGAAAUAACAGCCUUCCAUCUUUCUAGGUGCAGUGGUGCAGAAGGUACGUUAUUGAUCCUGGUCCAAAUCUUGGCCAAAUACACAGCAGAGGGAGUUUUCACAUUUCCAUCUUCAUUUCGUCAUCACAUCACCUUCACUUGAACACCCUCAGAAUAACACUUCUUUCUUAAUAUAUCUCUCUCAUCUUCUCUUUUCCACCUGCAGCUCCAGCAGCCCACCCGACUGCAGCUCUUCACUCAAAUGUCCCUGUUGUUUCUUGCUACCUUUCCUUUCAGCCCAUCCCAAGUGUUUCCUUUUGCCACUCUGCUUCUCCAGACCCAUGCUCCCAAAGAAGCGUGCCUUUCCCUUUGUGUCAGGUGAGAGUGAUGUAAGCAUGACAUCAGCUCCUGCGCUUGCUGUUCGCAUUGCCUCCAUGCCUUUCCUGACUUCUCUCACACCUCCCAGGGUUUCCUUGAUCCCUACAGCAUCUUCCUCCUCCUCCUCCUCUUUCCUGCCUCUGGCUUCCUUCUGCAGUUUUGCUCUUCAGGGGGAUUUUCAGUGUUUGCGUCAUUUGGAUUUUCGCCCUUUAACUGACCUUUCCCUGGUUGAAUUUUCUCAACUGUUUUGUGCUUCCCAAUUAUUCUAAACACAUUCAUCAUAAUUUGAAAAGGUCAGAAGGAGCCUGCCUGGCUGAGGUAGCCCCUUCCAGAGCUUUCUGCCCUUGGCUCCCCUUGGACCCCAACCACAACAAGACAGGCAGCACAGUCCUGUCCUGCCCUGUCCUCUAGCCAUCCUAAGCAGCAGCAUGCUGGCACAUCCAGCCAUGCACAGUCGCUGUCCCAAAUGUAAAAAUCCCACGGGCACUUCCAAAGGCUUACAAAAGCCCUGAUGGGUGAAAGGUGUGCACAGUCCUGCUCACAAGUGUGUGAACUCACAGAGGGUCUGAUGGACAGCAGCAGCUUCAGAGCCCUAAGAUCUGUCAGAAGGUGGCACAGCCUGUUCCAGGUAACGCGCUGCACUUGGGCUGUGUACUGAGUGCCCUUUGGUCACCUGUGUCCAUUCCUGGUACUGUGGCAGGUUGCUUCAUAGAGCAGCACCGUCUGUACUAUUUCCUGUUUUAGCAGGGUCAGUGACAGCCUUUCCUCAUCACUUCAUGAUGAAAAGUUUGAUUGUUUCUGAGGAUCUGAGGAAAUUGCUUUCUGGCUCCCUCAUAUUUCAGACCCUGGAGUGGAAGCUGCCUUGAUGCCUCUGACUUUCAUCUCCUAUCCAGGGCUGCUCGGCAGCCGCCUCUUGAUUUGGCCUGUGCCUGCUAAUGGUGCUGAGGGCGAAUCUCCCUGCAAAACACCCAGCCCCUCCAAGGCACAUAAUCUUUUUUUCUCUCCUUCCACCGCCACAUCCCUGCCAUCUCCAGACGCAUCCAUCGAUCCCCAGCAGAGACAGCUCAGGGACCUCCGGGGCGAUCCCGUGGCUGGAGCAGACCCCGCUCUGCUCUCACAGCACCCAGUGUCCCACUCGGCCCACGCAUGGGCGCCUCGGCUCUGCCCGUGGGGCUCCCCCGGUCCCACGCCGGCCGCGGCUAAGGCCCUGGGCCCGGAGCUCGGCGAGACGGGGACGCGGGGCGGGGGGAACGAGGAACGAAGGCGGCGGGGGCGCGGCGGGGAGGGGAUCCCGAGGGGUCCCCGAGGCCGGAGCCGUCCGGCGGAGGCGUUCGCUCUGCCGAGGGAAGCGGCGGGUCCCUUGGAGACACCUCUCUCCAUAGCAACCCAAUCGCUUCCUGGGAAGAUCCCGAAAUAACCGACACGACGGGAACGGCGCGGAGCGGGCAGCGGCGGCGGAGAGACAGCAGCACCGGGCAGCCAGGGCUCAGCCUCGCCGAACCUUCCUUCUCCUCCUCUCCUUCUUUCGUCCUGACCAUGAGCGGCAGCGGCGGCAGCGGCCGUGCCCCUCCGGCCCCCGGCCCCGCCGCCCCGGCUGCGCCCCGCCCGGCUCCCUGCAAGGUAAGUUCGCUCCGGGCUCGGGCACGGCGUGGGGACGGGGCCGCAGGGCGAGGGGCGGGCGGUGUGCGCCCGUCCACGAAUCCUCUAUCCCCGUCUCCUUCCCCGUGUCCUUUCUCCCUUCUUCUUUCCCCUCUCCCCAUCGAGGUGCCCGUCCCCUCCCAGCCGACUGUCUUCUUCCCCCGCUGCUCCUCCUUCUCCUCUCCGGGCUGGAGGUACCGAGAGACCGGGAGGGAGCGGGCACAGCCGCGGCGUUGCUGCCUCUCGCCCUCCAGCUCCGGGCUCCAUCACAGACCUGUUGUUCUGGAGCACCGGAGCCUGCGCUGAACCAGACGACUUCAGCCUAAUUGGCGCAGCUGGAGAGAAGAAACGGAGAGGUCAGUCCCUCCUCCUGCACGGCCAGGGGUGCAUCGUGCCACAGAGAGCGACUUGGAUGGGGAGACGGCACCUGGAGCACUCGGAUGCCCGAGAACAGUAGGAAGCUGGGAGGCAGGAGAUUGGCAGACUCAUGACAUGUAUUGCAGGCAGGCACUAGAUGGCAGGGGACCGGCAUCCUAGAGUGCUGGCUGGAAUGGGGCCAUGCUCACAGUUCCCAAAUGCAGGGAAGACUUGAGCUCAGAGGACCGCUUGUCAGGGAUAUCCGUAAUGAAUCCUGUUCCCUAGAUACCGAGGUUUCCAAAUCCACGGGCACCAUCACUCUGCAUCCCUGGAUUGUGCCCUAGCCCAGCAUUUCCAUGCCCAGCCCACGGGUGCUUGCCCUGGCACCCAGCAGUGGUAUGCCCGCCAGCUGGCACCAAGCCCUGCAAGACCUGCACUGACACUGGGUGAGCCCACGGGCUGCUCUGUGAGGCUGGCUGGACCACAGCACUACCACCAGCCUAUACCCUGUCAGGAAGCAGGCAGAGCAGCCUGACAUGAGCCACCACAUUCAGAAUGCCAGCCCCGAGGUCAACUUGCUCUGUGAGCCAUCAUUCCCACAAGCACACAGGAACUCCCUCCCCAGAUGGGCUCAGCUUCUCCCGUGGCUGGGCACCAGUACUUGGCUUCGCACCUCCAGCGGUCUGAGCUCCUUCAAGUGCAGCAAUUGCCUCCUUAGGGCAGCUGACCUGGAAGCCUUCCCUUUCCCCAUUCCCUCCCAGAAGGAUGCAGAAUCCCUUCUCACCAGCACUGAUGCUCAUGGUUGCUGCUACCAAAAUGAUUACAGCUCUGCAUCUUGGACCACAAGCUUCAGGAUGCUCGCAGCCACCAAGAAAAACGUAGAUGUGGGAUAAUCAGGGCACAAGCGGUGUUGCAGCAUCUCACUGCCAAGUGUCCCAACUCUCUCUGCUCAAUGCCCAGAGGAAGCUGCUGGGCUCCACAGUCCCAGAAUGCCAUUACCUAUCAGUAGCUAUCACCAUAGUCCUGGUGCUGGCUGGGAGUUACAAAUGCCAGCCAGCGUUCUGCCUCCGUGAGCAAGGCUGGGUCCCCCUCAGGUUUGUUUUGAUUUUUUAUUACCAUUCCGAGUGGGAUCGUUGCUGUGGGGGAGCGGGCAGAGAGAGGAUUUGCAUGAAGCUCUCGGUGCUGCAGGGUUGCUAAUGGCGAGUGCUAUUUCAGCUGGUAGCAAGUUUCAUAAUCUUGGCCCAGCUCUGGUGGAUGUUCUGUUCCUCAGGGUCGUAAGCCUCUUUCCCCUUCUCCUAUCCCUCCCCCCGCUCCCCAAAGUGGUCGGCAAUUUUGUUGUUCCUCUGGAAUAUAUCUGUCACGUGAGGUCAUCACUGCAUAAGUAGAGGUGAUUGAUUGCUUAGGUUGCAGGGCCCCAUCCCAUGUUGGGGCUUGAAUACUGGCUUGGAGACCUUAACCAGACCCGGUUCUCGCAGGAGAGCGGUGUGGAGUGCGGAGAGGCACGGUGAUGCAUUCCCGACAGAUUGAGUGGCUGAGCAAACAGACUGCUGCAUUUGGAACUAGCUGGAGCGCUUGGAGAGCAGACAGCUCCAUUCCUAGAGGCACAGUAGCACAGCAGUCAAGCCCGAGAUGCUACAAAAAUACAGAUAGAUCAUCGUCUGCCAGCCGAGCCAGGCAGGAGUGGGCGCAGCUCCCUUCCCAUCCCCAGAUAGAGGAGGCUGCCCGCUUGUCACCAGCAUGUCCUGCGUGUGCUCGGCCUCACCCAGAAUCCCCGGUCAGAGUCGAUCUCUGCUUGGCACCAAGAGAGCUGCGAGAUUCUCAGAUUUUAGGGCCGGGGGACCAUUUUGAUCAUCCAGUCUGAUCUACAGUGCUGCACAGGCCAGAGAAUUUCACCAGUUUCAUUUUCUGUGUCAAGCCCAUGGCCUCUGGUAGAACUACAGCAUCUCUGAGAAAUACAUGUAAAUGCUUCAGACAGCAGGGAAUUCACCAACUCUCAGGCAAACCGUUCUAGUAUGUGGCCCUCUUUAUUAAUAGUAUUGUUCCUCAUAUGAAUUUGUUAUACUUCAGUAUUUUGUAACAAAAGGUUACAGAUUGCAUUUGAUGUGAGGGAGCUACAGCACAGGUAUUGCUGCACGUGGCAGGCACCUCCACUCUUCUAUUCCAGUGAGAGCUUUUAUAUUUGAAUAGGAUUUCUCCUAUACCAGAGUUUUAGACAUGGAGGAGUUGCCCAUAGUAAAUCUCAGGGCUUCCACCCAAGCAUGGUGACAUCUGGAUUCCAGAGCUCAGGAGUCAUAUCUGCAGUUCAACCUGUGCUCCCUGCUCAGAGCUGGCAUGCAGCAGGUUGCACUCCCAGGCACUAGUUAGGGUGCACAUUCCCCUCUCCCUUGGUGAGCUGCCAUGUGUGCUUUGGGGCAGGGCUGCUGAGAUCUGCUCUCACAUCCCAGCUGCUGUGGCUGUGGGCUGCAGGAGAUUUACAGAGGGAGGAUGCUUAGCUGUGUCACUGGCUUAGGGGAGCAGCAGCAUGAUUUGGGCUUCCAUCCUGCAAAUUCACUCAGAGCAACUCCUAAAAGAUUGGCUCCAGAUCUACAGUCUGACCCCAUGAUGGGGUCUGUACGCAAUAGCAACGAGCAAUGUAAUUCUUACUCCUUGCUUCCAAGCACCGAGAUUCACAAACUGAGCUCAGUGAAGUGCCCUGGGGAAAUAGCUUUGUCAUUCACACUCUGUCAUCUGUGCAUAACAGGACACUGGAACACGGUGAUGAAGGCCCUGUACCUAGAGUGAAAGCACACAGGUCCAUCUCUCCACCCUGGAAGCAGCCCUGUCCAUUUUUAUCACAAUUAGACCUGGAGACAGCUGAAAGCAGGAACUGUGCCAGGUGGUGCUGGUGCAGAAAUCCAGCCUCCCCGGCAAACAACAGCCACCUGAAUGGUGUGAGGUGCAAAGACACUGGGAUUUGUAUCUCCAGGCAGGAAGAGCAUUCAAGCUCCCUCCUUCUCCCCAAAGAUCUGCUAUUCUUUUCAGCAGCAGGAUAGAAACUGAGUCAAGGGCAUUUGCUGUGCUUGCCCUGAAGCAUGGCAGUGUCUGUCCCCAGGACACAACUCCCCCUGUCAGCAGCUCAACGCAGAAUGCCCCAGACAUGCUUUAUCUGCUGCUGUGCAGGUACACUGCAGGGAGAUCCAAGCCCUGCUCUCAGCACCAGCACUGAGUGCAUAGGAGAGACCAGCCCUUGCUGACUAGCAUUUCAGCAUGAAUUCCUUCCCCUUUGCUCUCAUGUGGGAGAAAUGCUGGUGCUCCUUCAUCAAACGUGCCUGCUGUGCUCAUGCCAGGACACAUACUUAAGUCUCUGGCCUCAAUAUCAUGAACAAAACAGAAUGCACUGACUGGCAGCAACUGACAUUGUCUCAGUCUUGCACUCCUCUGGAGCUGCCUUUGGGGUAGGGCAUAAGAAGUCACUUGCUCUUCACUGUCUGCGGCAGAAUCUGUGCACAAAAGUGCCUUAGGUCUGAGCCUUGUACCCAGUUUCCAGCUGUCACCAUCACAGCAGUAUGUGUGGGUCUCGCUCCCUGCCCUCAGGUCUGGUUACAGCCACAACCUGCUUCCUAGGGCUGAAAUUUAGGUUUCCAGGUACAAAAGCAAGAGCAGCUUGGGUCUGUAGGGUACAACAGGGAUCCCUAUUUCCAGGCUUUAGAUCCUGGGAAUGCUUGGUGCUUUUGGUGGAGUUCACUGAUACAGGCAGUGCAGAGAGGUCUCUACUGCAAGACUGGAGCAGGGUGAUUUGUGCCAUUGAGCAAACACAGCAUGGUGAAUGGGAGGGAAUGCAGGCCAGCGCUGUGCCCCAUAUCCUGCCAUAAUUCUCCAGGAGGAACGCUGGCACUUAGGUGUGUCCCCCUAAUAUAACACUUUGCCCUGUGGGACUAGCACAGAUGUUCACCUUCAGCUGGAGAGAAUUUCCACUUCUGCAGCGGCACUACCCAUAUUCACAUCUUCGGCCUGAUGCCAGUGCUGUGACUUGUAAUGCCAUGCAGAAUGUGGCUUUUCACCCAGAGGGAACAGCUGUCUAUUCCCAGCUGUGGCAUCCUGAAGGCAGCCCAGUGGUUUGCAUGCACCUGGCCUGAAGACUCAUACAGAGAGAGAUUCCUGACAUUUGGAAUUCCCUCCCUUUCCCAAGUCCAAAGGAAAUUCUGUCUCAGAUUUCCUUGCCAGACACGAUCCUCCACAGCAUCAUGAUCAUCAUCCAGAUGGCCAAGAUCUUGCUAGCAUGAGGGAGUCUCUAGCUUUGGAAGAAACUUGCUCCAUUCUGCUGCUUCUCCGCAGAGCUGCAUUUUAACGAGCCCCUUCUAAGGCUUAGAGGUUCAGGAGCAAAGUACAAAGAAACGCUGAGAAUAGCUGCUCUUUUGUCCUCAUCUUCAUCUCUGGAUCUCUCCAGAGACAGAUCUUGCCCCGGAGGGAAGGGCAGGGCACAUUAGCCGACAAUUCCUUUUUUCCUGUGAACUUUGUUUAAAUAUUUAACAGAAGGAAACUAAAAAUAUCCCGGGUUAAUGCAGCGGGAACCAGACAGCUGCUCUCUUCUUAGGUGUUCUUCCUCCCAGCCCCUCUUUUCAGGCGCACACGGCGGGGUGAGAGCCCCCAGCCCAGCGAGGAAGGCUGCAGGAGGAAGGCUUCCAGCUCGGGAGGGGCUGCGGUGCAGGGCUGCCAGGGACCAAGAAGGGAGACGGCCGCGGCUCCCUGGGAGCUGCAAGGUGCAGUGCGGCGGGCGCAGGACUGGAGAUGCUCAGCCUCCACGAUGACUCCCUCCUGAGUUCCCAUGUCCAAGCGCUCUCUUUUCUCCAUCCCACAGCCGCAGGAGGGCACAAAUGGGGGAUGUCGGUGCUCGUGCUUCUCCCUUCACAAUGAAGGGACAAGCUGAAUGUCGUGAAUGAUUUUUCCUGCAUGAAGUCUGUGCUGCGGAGUGAAUCCCGGGUCAGGUACAUAACAGCUCACUGGGGAAGGGCCGGCGCUGCGCCAGGCACUGAAGGGAAGAGGCAAGCGGCAUGAAGGGCAGGCGGCCGCCGGACCCAGCAAGGUGCUGUGCCCUGCCCUGCGCUGCCCAUAGCGGAUGGGUGACAGGCAGUGGGAGAGCUGGGGGAGGAAGGGAAGGGAUGGGCGGUGCGGUGCGGAGGACGCUUGGACAAGGAGUGUAGAAAGGUAAUUCCGUUUAGCUAAGAGGAAAGUAAAUACUAAAUAUUUGAUAGGCAUAUUUUUGCUCUUAAGUUCUUUACUAAUGCUGGACUUUUCUCGCUGAUUCACUCUCUCUUUCCCAAUCUUCCUGGUUUAUCACUUGUGCGCUUCCCCUCUCGCUCCCUCACCCCGGCACACAAUGAAGAGGCUCCUUUUUAAUAAAUGGAUUACACGCUCCACACUAUAAAUAAACACGGGAAUUAAGAUUCCAACUUGUUCUGGCGAUAAGCAAACAAAAGCGCCGAAGCCCCCCCUCGGCCCUCAGACAGGAGUGUGUCUCCCGGGAGGCUGCGCACGUGUCUCUACAUGUGUGCUCAAAAGGCAGCUCACUGCUCCCCUGUGUGCGUUUCUGUGGGUCGGGGAGCAGUGCUGCAAUGGAUACACCUGUAUGCGCUGCCAUGCUGUGCCAUGCUCUGCCCGUCAGGGCUGGGGGUUUGCACCAGUACUGAGCAGAGAGUGAUGGCCAUGAGGUGAGGGCGCAACUUAACCUCUCUCUCUUGCCUUCCAGUGAGCAGCAUGAGGCAGGACCUCGCCGUGUGACGAGGUGUUGCUGCAUCUGUGAUGGACCCCGGUGCCUGCAGGAUGCCUUUCCUGGUCUCCUCCAUCCACUCCCUGCAGCUAUGGCACUUCCUCCUCCUGGUUUCAGCCAUUCCUCCACCCGCCGUCUGGUCUCUCCGCCCUCGUGGUCCCAUGGCAGCCCGGCCUCUCUGUGCCCGUCGCAGCCCCUCAGCCCUCCGGCCCAUAUGCAUCUGGGACAGGACCUCACUGCCGGAGUGGGAUUCACGCCUUGCCACACCACGCCAGCGGGUCUUGAUCCCCCGAGGAGGGGACCAGCGCCAUACCGUGCGGCUGAGACGCCAAGCAGCAGGAGUCAGACCUGCCACCCCCUCUGGCUUUGAGGACGGCAUGCCCUCCUCCCAGUACCCCUGGGCCAUAGUGUGGGGCCCCACAGUGUCAGAUGAGGAUGGAGGGGAUGCCAACUCGGCCAACCCCGGCUUCCCACCACUGGGUUACACCUUUGUCUCACCACGCGGGAUGGCGACGGCACAGCCCAACUCCCACUCACUGCUGCACAAUGCGGGGCUCAAUCUCCGUGAAACCCCGGCCACCCUGCGGCCCUUCCUGUUCGGGCCCCGGGGUGAAGGAGUGGACCCCCAGCUGUACGUCACGAUCACCAUCUCUAUCAUCAUUGUCCUGGUUGCCACUGGGAUCAUAUUCAAGUUCUGCUGGGACCGUAAUCAGAAGCGCCGGCGCCAUUCUGGGCAGCAGAGCGGCGGGAGGCAGCAGGACAGCCAGCAGCCCCUCACAGACCUGUCCCCCACUGCCAUCAGCAUCCUGGGGCCCUACAGUGACUCCCUAGCACCCACCCCUGAAGCAGAGGAACCCAGGCAGGGGCAGGAGGGUGUGGAGAAACUGGGGGGCCACGGGAAAAGCACCGCCUUCCAGCUCAACCGAAUUCCACUGGUGAACCUGUGAUGCAGAUGGGAGAAGCAGAGCUGGCUCCCCGACCCUCCUGCCACAGCGGGGAGCCCACGCUUCUGCCACCUCUGCUACCCCAGGAAAAAAACAAUCUCCUUGUGCCACGGCCCGCUGCCACAGUUGUUAACUAACUCCACCAGGAUGUGCCUGGGCAAAUGGACGAGCUGGGUCUUGCUAGCAUCCUGCGGGGGAAGGUUGGGGGCCUCCGUGCAGGACGGGAUGCGGAGCGAGCCGGACGUGGGAGGGGAGGCAGCUGUUGGUUUUGUGAAGUCAUAGCCUGCCCUGCCUCUCUCCUCGCACACACACACGCGCUCUUCGACCUCUGUGACUCUCCCACCAGUGCAUGCCUGACAAAGGGGUAGGUGAGGUGGAAAGGCGUCCCCCUGUCCCCAUGGGCUCAACCCCCUCUGUGUGUCCCUUCCUGUGUUGUGUGCUUUGAUGUGAACAUCUGGAGUUCAGUGGCUGCAGCUUCACCUCUGGGCUGGGGAUCAGGUGGUGGCAGAUCCUCCUGUUCCCAAGGCCUUAGCUUUCCUGAGGGCCCCAAGGCAAAUCUUGGGAAGAAGAGGCUUACACAGCACCUGUCCCUCUCAACUAUCCAUUUCCUUGAAGGAAGCAUUACCCUACCUUUGAUAUUCACAUUUUCCCAUUUUCUUUCUGCCUAACACUCCUCUGUUUUCUGUCUUCAGCUUGUAUCUUUCUUCAUCUCUUAGUCCUCAGUGUUCCUAUUUUUUUCUCUCAGUUCCUUCUCCCCUCUUCUCUUGCCAGUUAAGGUUGGAAAAAGUUCCAUUAGUUUUCCAAAUGUUUAGAUUCCUUGGAAGUCUCCUUACUGCCCCAUUCUGCCCCUUCAGUCUCCUUCAUCAAGGUUUUAUCUCUACUCUGUGGUGAUGUUCGUCAGAAAAUCAGAGUUGAAGCCUUCUGGGCAUUUAGCAAGAGCCCUGUCCAUUGAGAUCCUGCUGAAGCAGCAAAAGUGCAGCAAGCAGAUACAGCUGCAUAUGAGGAGUUUGAGCUUUGCUAGGCUGUGGUAGGGAAUUGCUUUCUGACACUCAUGCUGCAGGCAAUGAGCAGCAGAGAUGACUCUGUUUGCUUGGGAUGGAAAAGAGCAAUUUAGAGAGCUUUGAGGGAUUGACAUGCACUAUUGGGAGGUCUCUCUUGGAAUGCCUUGUGAUGGGAGAGCCCUGAAGCAAUGCUUGCCAAGGGCAUGAGAGAGGGGUACCUCAUGUGCCGCCAGACACGGGAUGCCAACUUCCCUGAGCACACAUUGUUAGCAACAGUUGUUGCCCUCCCAUGGCUUUUGUGGAUACCUUCAAAUAAAUUCACAGACCAACACAGCAGCCACUGAACUGCAGAAUGAUGCAAAUUUGGGUAAGGUUGCCCCAAGAGCUGAUGGACUGAUGUGUUCAAAGACAGGAACUCGGCCACCAUUUUAAGGCUGUAGUGUACCGCACAAGGUCUCUGACCAAAAGUUAUCUUUUAUCUCUGAGAAUAGGAAAUGGCCUUUCCCCCUUUACCUCUGUAGUAAAAGCAUAUUCUUGACAGGACAAAGCACAGGGAGUUUCCUACGGGGUCUGGUUCUGCCCAUUUACCCAGCUGAACGACUGGUGAUCUCAGGUCCCACCUGGCUCACUGUGAAGGACAUUUAAAUGAGAGGGUAACUUACAAUAAGCUUCAUGGAAAACAGUAGAGAUUUGGAGAAAAUGACAGGUCAAAUAAAAUAAUCGGCUUAUUAGAAGUACAGAAUGGAUGAAAGAUGUAGGUGGAAAAGGACUCUGGAGGUCUCUAAUCUAAGCACAGGCCAAGUCUCCACUCUCAGCAGUGGAUAUUAUUGCUUCACUGUAAAUCAAUCUAUUACUGAGCUUUUUCUUUACUGAGGCCCCUCUCGAGGCUUUAGUGGACAUUUCAAGUUGCGGAAGGACAAACAAUGGAGCAAGUGGCUCUUCCUGCCUGCUCUCCCACUCCCACCACCCCUGAGUGCAGGUUGGGCUGUUCCCCCUCACACUGGCAUGAGCAGAGCUGGAGAAGGAUGUCUGCACGCAGCCUGUAAAGGGCUGCAUCAGUUAUUCCCGGCAGUUUACAAUAUAAUGCCUUCAACUUGUUUAAAUAAUCUUCCAGACCAGGCUAAUUAGAUUGCUCUUUGAUCAAUAGCGCUCGUUGAAACAAGGCCAGAGUUUAGACUCUACCACUUCAAGGGCUGUCCUUGGACUUUCCACAUGCUGUUUUCGAGAGAAGGCCUGUGAGAAAGUGGCAGGGCACUGCAGAAGGGGUAGUGAAAACCUUUUCCAACAUUUGCUACAGGAAAGCCCUGUGCUGUGCUGGCCAUGCUUUGUAAACUCUGCAAACACAUCAGAUUUCAGUGUUUUGUUUUGUUUUCCUUUAAUGUGUCUCUGUUCCUACUUAAAGUAUCUCCAAGGAAUGAAACCUUUCGUGGACGUUGUGGUAAGAUGGAAGCUGGGAAAUGCUGUAGAGAAAGCUCUUAAAAUAACAGAAGCUUGGAAACGCUAAACAUCUUUUCCAGCAUCAACUAUUCUAGCCAAACAUGUUUUUAUCAUGGUCAUUCACUCACAUGAAACAGGUUAAAUAUGGGAAAAACCUUCACUGUCCUUCCAACAUUUAGAACAUACAAAAUGUGUUUGGACACAUAAGCUUCUUCCAGUCAAUAAAUAAUCUCACUGCAUCUGUUUUCCCCAUGGCUGGAGCCUUACAAACCACCUUCCCCUGUGCAGAAUGGAGCCUGCCGCCUCACUUGGUCCCAGAUAACAUUCUGUGAGAUGCGCGCACACAUGGACCAGUUGACACCACCAAGCAUAAGGCCAGAGCAGAGACCAGCACCCUUUCAGUCACAAUCUGACAGGUUUCCCCGUCUUCCAGGUUACUGGAGGAAAAAGAUCUGGGUUGAAUUUUGUCCAGUGGAAAUUUCACAGAGAGAAAUGUGUGUGGGGAAAACUACUGAAAAAGUUUGUUGAUUUGGGCUGAGCCUGUCUGAUAUUCCUGGUCAAUUAGAUGGAAAUGCCUGGGUGGGCUGGGCAGCUGCGUCCCUGUGGAAUUCCUCAAGGGACUUGCUUUUGCAAACAAAAGGCUGUGUCAUCCUUCUGGGGUAAGGAGGAAAGGUUCAGGGCACAGUCCUUCACCUCUGCCCUGUGUUGUGUUAGAGCAAGACCCCAACUCUCUUCACCCAACAGAGUGAGGUGACCACUAGGCCAAAUCCUGCCUGAGCUUUCCCAUCGGUUGGUGAUGACUGGUUGACAAGGAAACAGAGCUCAGCCAUGUGCUUCCACAGUUCUCCUCCAGUGUGACUUACAGCAACAUACCCAGACCAGUGUCCCACAGCUUCAGAGAGGGCUAUCUACCUCUUCCUCUGCGGCACCGAAGUGCCCUUGUAAAUCUGGCCCUUCACACCCUUUCCUGCUAAGGAAAAAUGCUUGGAAAGGAGCUGUUUGCUCACCUCCCACACAUUCUCAUAUGAAAACACCAUCAUCUUCAGAUCGGUCUGAGUAAAACUGUGGUUUUGGCUUUUUGCUCUGAAAAACCACGCCUAUGGCACAGCAUUACAGUCAAGUCCUACAGCACAAAAGCCCUGGGCCAAACUCCAGCUACCCAACCAUACCCCAGCUACGUCUCACUAUAUCCUAGCCCUACCUUGGCAAGACAAUAGAGGGGGGGCCCUUCUUUCACCAGCUGCCAGCAAUCUGUUCCUCCUUUCCUGUUGUCUUCCCCCUCCCACUGUUUCCCUGCUCCUGUCCUGUACCAGAGUCUCCCUCCAGGUUCUGCUCCCCUCCUGCUGUUUUGCUCUCCCACUCUGCUCUCGUUCUCUCUCUGCCAUUUGGUCUCGUUCUGCUGCAGCUCCCACCCUCCCUUUGCUCUUCCUCCUGCUUUCCGCUCGGUCUCGCUCCCCCUCCUCUGCCCUUGUGUGCUGUGAUAUAUAUUUUUGUAGGAUUUCUCUUCUUCUUGUGGUGAAAUACUCAAUUCUUGUGGGAUGUUAGUUUCAACAUUUUUAAAUAAACCUUUGCAAAAUACUGCAAGCAGAGCUCUUGCUGCUGUGGAAGAGGCCGCAACAGAGAUGUCAGGGGUGGGAAGAGAGGGGCUUCACACUGGUGGCACUGGAGCUCAGGCAUCUGCCAUCCUGUGCCCUCUUCCUGAAGCAAGAGUGACUUCUGCAUCCAUCUCACUUGGCUUCCUCGUGACCAAGAAGGUCUUCCAGCCUUCCUUCUAGCCUUCCCCAGGAGCUGGCCCUGCUGCAGGAGGCUGUGGGGG